AUGAUUGAGGUGAACUUUAUAGACAUAUUUGCAAACGGAGGCACGCCAACAGACAUACUCAAAAAGAAAAUGACACCAACUGUGUGCAUCUCCUCAGCAAAGCCAAAUGCAGCGCUGAAGGUGGAGGUGGUGUACUCCAUUAGCUCCUCUAACACAGACUACGACCAGAUACUGUGCAGCGAGACAGUGGAAAACAUUCCUGCAGGGAUGGUUGAGUUUGACCUGGAGACAGAAAUACCAGAUCUGUCAAAGAUCCCGCGGGAGCAGCUGCUGGGCCUAGCAUCGAUACUUUUCCUGUUUUACACGGAAGAAGGCCAUCAGUUUGUUCGGGUAGGGUAUUUUGUAAAGAUAGACUACCCAGGAGUGCAGCUGAUCGAAACACCAAGAGAGUACCAAGAAGACGCAUUUGAGCUUGAAGAGAUGGAGUACUCAUCAGAAGGCGCGCGUGCAGAAGAGGCAGAGCAGAUGGUAGAGAAGGAGGCCAUGCAGCCCAUAGGGACAGAAGAGAACGCAGAAAAAGAAGAGGACAGCCAAGAGCAGGAGAACCCAGAGGACGACGUGUCAAUUGGGGCCGAGGAGGCAGAGGAGGCAAACAAAGAGGAAAUAAAGCCAGAGGGUGUUCACGAUGGAAUUCUCUUCAUAACCGAAGAGAACUUCAAAGCAAUGGAUAUUGACAUGAGCAAGAUUGAAGGACAGAUUCUGGACCCUCCUCUAGUAACUGUCUUUACAGAGGCAUGGACUGCAGCAGAAGAGGAAGAGAACUCUCGCCAGCCAGAGGAAGAAUAG
Molecule: messenger RNA, 786 nt
Organism: Nematocida ausubeli
Lineage: Eukaryota; Fungi; Microsporidia
Exons: 1
Coding region: 1-786 (261 amino acids)
Biological process (GO): DNA replication-dependent chromatin assembly
Cellular component (GO): nucleus
Molecular function (GO): histone binding
Source: RefSeq, a predicted model, not a curated record